AUGCUUAGAGGGACUAAACUGCUUCUAAGGCUAGACUUGAGACUCUACGCAACUAGGCCUUCAAAAAGAGUCCACAACAACCGCGAUACGAGCAGUUUUAGGUACAAAAAUGGAAGUAAGAAGAAGAAUAGAAACCUCUUACUCGAUGCCCUGGAACACCAGCUAAAUACUGGCAAGCUUCCCGCUCAUGGUACUCAAUUGAACAAAACAGUGUCAAUACUGCUCGAGGAAGUGCUGCCAAACACCACAGUGUCCUUGCAACAGCUGCGAAAACUGUUCCAACUCAUCUUGCAGGGAAAAGUGAGCACUUCGCACAUCGACAGAGCCUGCAGUGCUCUUUUAGUCGAGCAGGACGGCAUGGUAAAUGUAACAGAACCGCAGGCCAAGGCUAGAACAUUUAAAACGGCGGAAAAGGCUCGUUCAGACUUGCUGGAAUUGCAUCCGUCCACAUCGAAAGAGCUUCACAAGACUUUGGACAUUUUGAGUCCUGAAAUGACAGCUUCUGGUGGUACUGUUGAACCAAACCAGAAAGCAGACUGGGUAGCCUCUGCUUCGAACUCUAAAGAUAUAAACCUCUCGUCCUUACAGAGUUUUCUUCAAACAACAGAAAAAACGAAACGAGAACAGCGACAAUUCGCAUCUGAACAAACCAGAAAAUAUCAGUGGAACCAGAACUCCGGUAGCACCACCGGACUCUCACCGGGUAUGCUGAUUUUUGAUAACAGUACCUCGCGAAGAAGGUCGUUCUUUUCAAAGAUUUUUUAUUGGAAGGGUUUAGGCAUCGCUCAGCCGGAUAGUAAAGGUAAUCAAGCUCCUGUGGCAAUGUCUACCGAACUGCUUCUAUAUGAUCUGGAUAAGGGGACCAAGUUGCUGACUUCAUGGAAAGCUCAAUUGACUAAUUUACAUAUAGAGUACAAGGACCUGUUCACGGUGAUAAACGGCAGCAGCAGAUCACCAGAACAUUUGCUCAAGAUCAUUACAGAUCUCGAGCGCGAAAAAUGGCAGCUGAUAGGAGACUCCGCGGUGGACGGGGCAAGAAAGCUGGUCUUCAAGCGGGAACACGAGAAAACUGCCGGUAAACGUGGAUUCCUGCUAGCAUUAAACAUAGGACUCACGAUUCUAUUCGUGGGAUUUGCGUCAUAUGGAUUGCAGCUCAGAGAGCAGCGAUUGCAAAAAACCGCUUCGUCAAAUUCUCAAAAUCACCAUGCAAAAGAAACAUAG
Molecule: messenger RNA, 1221 nt
Organism: Lachancea sp. 'fantastica'
Lineage: Eukaryota; Fungi; Ascomycota; Saccharomycetes; Saccharomycetales; Saccharomycetaceae
Source: the annotation of a GenBank genome assembly